Messenger RNA from Petromyzon marinus (sea lamprey), 3936 nucleotides. Its product is annotated as monocarboxylate transporter 13-like. Gene Ontology annotation, molecular function: transmembrane transporter activity. Lineage: Eukaryota; Metazoa; Chordata; Hyperoartia; Petromyzontiformes; Petromyzontidae. The record is from RefSeq and is a predicted model, not a curated record. Gene Ontology annotation, biological process: transmembrane transport.
GCGAGGUGAGGGAGGAGGGUGCCGCCCAACGUGCAAGCCUCAGCGGUUUUUUGUGUGUGUGUGGUGGUGGUGUUGUUGUUGUUAUCUGCGUUCCAGGGACGCACUUUAAAACCCGGCCGGCUUCGCCAUCGCCAGCAAGGGGUUAGGGCGCGCUCCACGGAAUCGCGAGCGCGGCGGGAACGGGGAUCCUCGCCACCGUUGGGGUCACACGGCGCCGUCAGAUAGCGCUCCCAUUAGCAGCGCUAUCGAUGGGCUGAGUCGACUCCCGGCUGAGAAUUCAACGUAUUUCUUCAGCUCGGAAGCCCCUGCUGUACGACCGACGGAACAUCUUGAGCUGGUGCGGCCCAUUGCCACGAGUCACUUCCCUCGAGGCUCAGCGCCUGACGCGACAGCACACGGAGACUGCAGCACGAGAACAAGUCGUCGGCGACUCCGCUCGCCCGUGCGUCCAUCCCAAGCGGCCUGGCGCCCCACCGCGAGGACCGUGCCUCUCGAGCGGCGGACGAUGGGCGCGAGACGCUUCGAGAACCCCCCGGAUGGCGGCUGGGGCUGGGUGGUGGUGGCCAGCUGCUUCAUAUCCACGUCGCUCACGCACGGCGUGCAGAAGAGCUUCGGCGUCUUCUUCGUCGAGUUCAUCGACUACUUUGAUGAGAGCCGCAGCCGCACGGCCUGGAUCAACUCCAUCAUGUACGGCGUGUCCCUCUUCAUCGGUCCCCUCGCCGUGGCGCUCUCCGCUCGCUUCUCGAGUCGCAGCGUGGUGAUGGUCGGCGGCCUCAUCUGCGGCGUGGGUACCAUGCUGGGCAUGCUGGCGCAGGACAUCACGCAUCUCUACGUCACGGUGGGCUUCGUCACGGGCGUUGGGAGCGGCAUCGCCUACACGCUCACCAACGCCGAGGUGGGGCGCUACUUUGACAAGCGGCGAGCGUUUGCGGCCGGAAUCGGGGUGUGCGGCAGCGGCGCCUCGUUCAUCCUCGCACCGCUCUUCCAGUUCCUCAUCGAGCAGUACGGGUGGCGCGGCUCCCUGCUGCUCAUCGGCGGCGGCAUGCUCAACGUGUGCGCGUGCGGCGCCGUCAUCCGCCCGCUGUACCUCAAGUCCGAGGUGGUCGCCCCGAGCCCCGACGCGCCGCCUCGCCGCCUCGCCAACAUCCGCCUCGCGCUCGCCGAGCAGCGCUCGCGCGGCCGCCGACGGCGCCGGCAAGCCGGCCGACGGCGCCGGCAAGUCGGCCGCCGCCGCCACGCGCAUCGUCCUCCCGCCCGAAGAACCCGACGCCGGCUUGCGGUCCGCGCGGCAGCCGCCGGAGGAGCAUUCCCUGUACGGGCGCCAGCACAGCACGUUCGCUCGCGGCUCCACAAGCUGCUGGACCCGACGCUCUUCCGGAACGAGCAGUUCACGCUCUUCCUGGUCUCCAACACGCUCUUCUCGUUCGGCUACCUCAUCCCGUACGUGCACCUGGCGGCGCGGGCGCGCGAGCUGGGCGUGGGCGAGGCGAGCGGCGCGCUGCUCCUCUCCGUCAUCGGCGGCGUGGAGACGGCGUCGCGCGUCGCCGCCGGCUGGCUCUCCGACUUCAAGCUCGUGAGCCGCUUCGACUUCUACACCAUCUGCGUGGCGCUGUGCGCGCUCACGCUCUUCACGGGCCCGCUGUGCCGCACGCUGCCGACGCUGCUCGUCUACGCCGUGUGCUUCGGCCUCUUCGUCGGCUCGUGCCGCUCCCUCGUCAUGCCCGUGGCGGCCGACUGCGUCGGGGUGGCGCGCAUGCCCAGCGCCUACGGCGUCACCCUCAUGUUCCAGAGCGUCGGCAUCCUGCUGGGACCCCCCGCGGCAGGCUGGCUCCACGACAUCACGGGCAACUACGACAUGUCGUUCUACAUGGCGGGCGCCGGCCUGGCGCUGUGCGUGCUCAUCCUGCUGCUCGACCCCAUCGCGAGGAGGCGGCGCCGGCGCCGCUGGCAGAAGGAGCAGGAGCAGGAGCCAGAGACGAGCAGCGACGCGUUCCUGCCGUGCCCCUCCGCGGACGUGUACUGAGAAGCCGUCGGCUCUGCCUUGACGUCCCCCCCCCCCUUUUCCCCCACCUCCUCUCCCCCCCCCCCCCCUUCCCCGAGGUGACUCAAAGCGACUCGAUGAGCAGCGCUCAUCUCCAUCGGUGGCCCUAAGCCAGUGGUGGGAAAUUCCACAUUCCUAUGGUAGGGCCAGUCUCUCCAUAGGUGAGUUGAUGUCGGCGCAUUAAUGGACGUGUCAGAGGCACCGAGCCAGCACUGCUGAGGGCAUGGGUUUGAAUCCGGGUUUUGGCCAAUGGAUGGUGCCAAAAAAAACCUUUUCGUAAUCAGAUUAAUUCAGUUAAUGCUGCUGCUGAGGGCUCAAGUUAAUGAACACUGUCUAUUAGAUGAGUGGACACGUGGAAAACCACUCCCUAUGUUUGUGAAGUGUGAAGGAGUUGCACGAGUGAUGGGCGACCGAGGAUAAUUGCAGCAACUCCGCAUCUGUCGGAGGUGUCACCUUCCGGGAUCUUUCCCUCCCGCGACCUAUUCCUAUUUCUAAGUUGACUGAGCAAGUUCCAAAGAGGACACUGCUUGACUCUACGCGCACAAAGAUGGAUGUAAAUGGGGAUAAAGCUAAAAGUGCCGAUUAAAACGUAAAUUAUAUCAGUGCUGUGAACCAGUAAGAAGUUAUAACAAUAGGUGUUACCCUUUUUGGCAAUAAAACAGUUGUGUUAAGAUGUUAGAAAGCAAUUUUUGCAUGCUCACCACAAGUACGUGUGGUUAAUGCAGACAGGAUUCCUUGAUAAAAUAAUUAUGUUUGGUGUUUUAACAUGUUAACAUCUGUUUUAUUGCCAAAAAGGAUCAAAUAUAUUGGGUUCUUUUUAUAUAUACUGGCAAGAAAGGUCCCAUACAGUAAAAAGUUAGCUAAAUGAAUUAAUGGAGCAUUGUGCACCCAGAGAGAAAGUGUUCUCUGUUUCUAUGGGCAGAGCACGGUUAUGUUUCUAUACACUACUAAGCAGGGUCAAUCUUUGGGUCACCCUUGUUGGACCCAAAAAAGAAGAUCAAGUGAUGUUUGAAUAUGAUUUGAAUAAGCAGCAACCAUUUAUUUAGUCACAAUCGGCAAUAUGUAUGUAUGAGUGAACGCUGCGUGUGCGUGUAAACACGAAAGAGCAGCGAUGUAAUGACUCGCACAACCUGCUCUGAUUCUGACAAUCCAGGUUCGAUUCCUAAUCGUGAUCUAACCACACCAGUAAUAAUUGGGUAAUUAACCAGUCCGAGGCCUUUUCUAGACCAACGAAGCCUACAAUGAGAUUGGGACAUCACGGUGGCUAGGAGAUGUUAACUCGCUCGCCUGGUAUACAGGAGGUCAUGGGUUCGAUCCCGACCCUGGCCAUGCCUGCAUAGUUAAAGUUUUUCUCCAAAUCCUCCCGUUUUUCCCUCCACAUUUAGAAUCAACGUGCAUUUAGAGUAUUUGGCUGCUAUACAUUUCCACAUGAUAAGCCACAUCGUUGAGUUAUCAUUUGUAGCCAGGUCAUUUCAUAAAAAAAGAGCUAUAUAGCUCAGUGGGCCUUACCUGGUCAAAUAAAAUAAAGUUUAGUUUUCAUUUGUGGCAUGUUGCGAAUGUGAAAAUUGGCACUAUGGGGAAAAUGGUGGCUGCACGUGCGUGCCAUCCUGCCCUUCAUGGGUGCUAACAAACCAGACUUGGCACAACAGUCUGUAAUCAUAUCCAUUGUCUCUUAAAUUCAAGUUGGCAUGUAACGAUAUUUAAUCAAAAUCUAUUCCUGUGCUCGUGAUACAUGCACGGAAUCGUGCCAAUGAAGGAUCCGUUAUUUUACAAUGUGCGCCAAUCGUGCGCUACGAAUACACCGUGGUAACCUGUAGACUGAUGGAAAAAUACCAAGAUAGAAAAAAAAUAUGAGAAACUUGAUCAAGACGAUAAAAUCCCACCACCAAAAAAAA